Messenger RNA from Cynocephalus volans (Philippine flying lemur), 3423 nucleotides. RefSeq names its product centrosomal protein 135 (gene CEP135). The transcript has 24 exons. Bases 1 to 3423 code for a protein of 1140 amino acids. The record is from RefSeq and is a predicted model, not a curated record. NCBI's taxonomy places the organism in Eukaryota, Metazoa, Chordata, Mammalia, Dermoptera, Cynocephalidae.
AUGACUACGGCUGCAGAAAGGAAAUAUAUUAAUAUUAGAAAAAGAUUGGAUCAGUUGGGCUACCGCCAGACUCUGACAGUAGAGUGUUUACCUUUGGUAGAAAAACUUUUCAGUGACCUAGUUCAUACAACAGAAAGCCUUCGGCAAUCGAAAUUAUCUGCUGUGAAAGCUGAAAAAGAAAGUGCCAAUUUUGAUUUUGUUUUGGAACCCUAUAAACUUGAAAAUGCAAGGUUGAGUAAGGAAAAUAAUGAGUUAUACCUGGAGUUAAUGAAACUGAGAGAACACUCAGACCAACACAUGAAAGAGUUGAAAACUACAUUGAAGAAAUGUACACGUGAAACAGCUGACCUGAAAUUUCUAAAUAACCAAUAUGUUCAUAAACUCAAACUUUUGGAGAAAGAGAGCAAAGCUAAGAAUGAAAAAAUUCAGCAACUUCAAGAAAAGAAUUUGCAUGCUAUAGUACAAACUCCAGGUGGCAAGAAAAGAAGUAUUGCUUUCAGGCGCCAGCGUAUGCAGAUUGAUGAGCCAGUUCCUCCUUCUGAAGUCAGUUCUUAUCCAGUUCCACAACCAGAUGACCCUUACAUUGCAGAUCUACUGCAAGUAGCUGAUAACAGGAUUCAAGAACUUCAGCAGGAAGUCCACCAGUUACAAGAAAAGUUAGCAAUGAUGGAAAGUGGAGUGAGAGAUUAUAGCAGACAGAUUGAGCUAAGAGAACGAGAGAUAGAACGACUGUCACUUGCUUUGGAUGGUGGUCGCUCCCCUGAUGUCCUGUCUCUGGAGACUAGAAAUAAAACCAAUGAAAAGCUUAUUGCUCAAUUAAACGUUCAGGUUGACUUUCUUCAACAAGCUAAUAAAGACCUGGAAAAGCAUAUCCAAGAGCUUAUGGAAACCAAGGAAACAGUGACGACUGAAGUUGUUAAUUUAAGUAACAAAAAUGAAAAACUCUGCCAAGAAUUAACUGAAAUAGACCAGUUAGCACAGCAGUUGGAAAGGCAUAAAGAAGAAGUGCUUGAGACUGCUGAUAAGGAACUUGAGGAAGCGAAGAAAGAGAUUAAAAGAAAGCUCUCUGAAAUGCGGAAUCUUGAAGAUACAAUGGCAAAACUUCAACUGGAAUUAAGCUUAUGUCAUAAAGAAAAGGAGCGACUGAGUGAUGAACUCCUUAUAAAAUCAGACCUGGAAACUGUUGUUUAUCAGCUUGAACAAGAAAAGCAAAGACUUAACAAAAAAAUUGAAAGUUUUGCAGUUACAGAAAGAGAACUUACUCUGGAAGUUGAGAGGAUGAGGCUAGAACAUGGAAUAAAACGUCGAGACAAGUCACCUUCUCGUUUAGAUACAUUUCUGAAAGGCAUAGAAGAAGAACGAGAUUAUUACAAGAAAGAGCUAGAAAGACUGCAACAUAUAAUACAGCGAAGAUCUUGCUCUACAAAUUAUUGUGCACGUGAAAAAAGUUCAAUGUUUAAAGCAUCAGAAAAGGGUGAUUACAAUUCAGAGAUUUACCUGAUCACAAGAGAAAGAGAUGAACUUCAGUGUAUGCUUGAAAAAUUUGAAAAAUAUAUGGAGGAUAUACAGUCCAAUGUUAAAUUAUUGACAGCAGAAAGAGAUAAACUAAGUGUCUUAUAUAAUGAAGCUCAGGAAGAAUUAUCUGCACUAAGACAGGAAUCCACCCAAACCACAGUCCCCCAUAAUAUUAUUAGUCUUAUGGAAAAGGAAAAGGAACUUGCAUUAUCUGACUUAAGAAGGAUUAUGGCAGAAAAGGAAGCUUUAAGGGAAAAGUUAAAAAAUAUUGAGGAAAUGAGUCAUUUUGGAAAAUCAGAAUUAGAGAAAACUAUUGAACAUUUGACAUGUGUUAAUCAUCAGCUUGAAAGUGAAAAAUAUGAAUUAAAGUCCAAAGUGUUAAUAAUGAAAGAAACAAUAGAGUCAUUAGAGAACAGAUCAAAACUGCAAGCUCAAAAACUUAGCCAUGUGGCUGGUGACUCAUCUCAUCAGAAAACAGAGAUGAACUCACUUAGGAUAGUAAAUGAGCAGCUACAGCGGUCACUUGAUGACUGUCAGCACCGACUUUCCAUAAAAAGAGGUGAACUUGAAUCAGCCCUGGCACAGAUUAAGAUACUGGAAGAAACUAUAGAUAAACUGAACCUAAAGAUGACUUCACAGGAUGAGGAGGCUCAUGUAAUGAAAAAAACUAUUGGUGUUAUUGAUAAAGAAAAAGAUGUUCUUCAGGAAACUGUUGAUGAGAAGACAGAAAAGAUUGCAAACUUACAAGAAAACAUCGCUAAUAAAGAAAAAGCUAUUGCUCAUAUGAAGAUAACAGUCUCAGAGUAUGAAUUAUCCAUGAACCAGCUAAAAGAAACAUUGACUAAUCAAGACCGUGAGAUAAGCAGCCUCCGGCGCCAGCUUGAUGCAGCUCACAAAGAACUUGAUGAAGUAGGAAGAUCUAGAGAAAUAUCUUUUAAGGAAAACAGAAGAUUACAAGAUGAUCUGGCUACAGUGGCAAGAGAAAACCAGGAAAUCUCAUUGGAAUUGGAAGCAGCAGUCCAAGAAAAAGAAGAAAUGAAGAAUAGAGUUCAUAAUUACAUAACAGAGGUGUCACGAUGGGAAAGCUUAAUGGCAGCUAAGGAAAAAGAAAAUCAAGAUUUGUUAGAUAGAUUUCAGAUGCUUCAUAACCGUGCUGAAGACUGGGAGGUGAAAGCCCAUCAAGCUGAGGGAGAAAGCAGCUCAGUUCGACUGGAACUUCUUUCUAUUGACACAGAGAGGAGACACCUUCGAGAAAGAGUGGAGCUAUUAGAAAAAGAAAUUCAGGAGCACAUAAAUGCACAUCAUGCUUAUGAAUCUCAAAUCUCAUCAAUGGCAAAAGCCAUGUCUAGAGUAGAAGAAGAGCUGAGACGUCAAGAAAAUGAGAAAGCAGCAGUAUUAAAUGAUUUAUCAUCUCUUAGAGAACUUUGCAUUAAGCUUGAUUCAGGCAAAGAUGUUAUGACUCAGCAAUUGAAUUCCAAAAACCUCGAGUAUGAGAGGGUUGUAGUAGAAUUAGAAAAUGUAAAAUCAGAAUCAGAGCUGUUAAAAAAUCAACUGUCAAGUGAGAGACAUACAAUUAAAAACCUUGAAUCAUUGUUGGCUACAAAUAGAGAUAAAGAAUUUCAUUCUCAUUUAACCUCCCAUGAGAAGGAUACUGAAAUUCAGCUACUUAAGGAGAAGUUAACCCUUUCAGAAAGCAAAUUAACUAGUCAAAGCCGGGAAAAUACCAUGCUUCGAGCUAAAGUGGCGCAAUUACAAACAGAUUAUGAUGCUCUGAAAAGGCAGAUUUCAACAGAAAGAUAUGAACGAGAAAGAGCAAUCCAAGAGAUGCGUCGACAUGGUCUUCCUACACCACCCCUUAGCUCUACUCUGAAGUCUCCUUCAAGUUCUCCUGAACAUAUAAAUAUAUAA